Molecule: messenger RNA, 1296 nt
Organism: Polyodon spathula (Mississippi paddlefish)
Lineage: Eukaryota; Metazoa; Chordata; Actinopteri; Acipenseriformes; Polyodontidae
Product: probable histone-lysine N-methyltransferase PRDM7
Exons: 5
Coding region: 174-818 (214 amino acids)
Biological process (GO): regulation of DNA-templated transcription
Source: RefSeq, a predicted model, not a curated record
GUGUGUGUGAGAGUGUGUGAGUGUGUGUGUGUGUGUGUGUGUGUGUGUGUGUGUGUGUGAUACAUUUUACCGCUCUGCCGCUGCAGGAAGAUGAGUACAGGGAGCUGAAGGUUUAUUUCUCCAAGCAAGAAUGGGCAGAGCUGCAAGAGUGGGAGAAAGUGCGCUACAAGAAUAUGAAACGCAACUACGAAGCUAUGAUUGCUAUAGGGCUGAAUUCUCUGAAGCCGUCCUUCAUGUGCCGCCGAUCCAGGAGCAGGCAGCCCCCCGUGGAGGACUCCAGUGACCCCGACGAAGACUGGACCCCCAGACAGGAGAGAGCCGCGGCAGCUCCAAAAACCUUUAGGCCACCUUAUAAGAGAGAUUUUGUCCACAGACAGACAACAGAAAAUGUGACUGCGACUAAGGUCCAAGUGAAUAGUGAAAAGGCCCCGGUGCCCAGCAGCAGUGUUGCUGGCCCCAGUGCAGAGACCCCCUCCUCAUCCACCUCCAGUUCUGAUGAGAACAGAGGAGACUCAUUUGAAGGCUUCACUGAUGAUGAACUGGCUGCCUUUCUUGUGUGCGGCAGCCCUUCUGAGAGUGAGGAGAGUGGAAAAGCAGAAAUUCGGAGAGCUGAGUUCAAAGCAGCCCGCUCCCAGAAAGAUUCCCGAAGUGCGCAGAACUCCAGUCAGGCCAGUACAGGAAAUUGCUACAGCUUGAGAAAGAAACUAAGAAUUCUGUACGAGGAGAUAGAUGAACCCAGUGACGAUGAUUACCUGUGUGAGUGCUGCAAGAGCAACCUUUACACUCGGACUGUGUACUCUGUUAAAAAAGGGUGCUAAACACAUGAUGGCAUGGACAAGGUUAAAGCACAGAGAAUUGCAAAAUUGCAGCACAAAUUAACCAUGGCAAUCUUUCAUCAUGGGUUAGCAUGCUACAGCUAGCAGAUACCUAAAUAUGCAGACAAGUUUUGUUUAACACAUUCUUUAGUUAGUUUUAAUCUGUCAGAAUGACAUUUUGUUCAAUGUUUUAUUGCAAGUGCACACAUACAGUCAUCAAGUCCCUAAGUCCUCCAGGUUUUAUAAGUAUUAUUAAAUAAUUAACAGACUAAGACCUGAAAGGAGGUUAUACUUUCAGUUAAGUAAUUUAGGGUACAGGUGGAACAAAGCCCUCAAGAACUGGAAUUUGCUCCCCAUGUCUGUUAUUUUCCUGUGGAUUGACUCUGUCCCUGUUAAUUCUCAGACUGCGAGGACUGCCAGACCUUCUUCAUUGAUGUGUGUGGGCUGCACGGCCCUGCGCUGUUCAUUCCAGACACGGCCG